This is a messenger RNA of Lottia gigantea (owl limpet), 1071 nucleotides long. RefSeq lists its product as hypothetical. The transcript has 3 exons. Gene Ontology annotation, cellular component: membrane. Gene Ontology annotation, biological process: G protein-coupled receptor signaling pathway. The record is from RefSeq and is a predicted model, not a curated record. The annotation marks the transcript as partial. Gene Ontology annotation, molecular function: G protein-coupled receptor activity; protein-hormone receptor activity. NCBI's taxonomy places the organism in Eukaryota, Metazoa, Mollusca, Gastropoda, Lottiidae.
UCCAGUUCAUUACUUGGAAACAGAAUAAAAUAUAUAGCUUCAAGUUCAUUCUUAUCAUUAGAAUCACUGUCACAUUUAUAUUUUGAUGCAUUUUACAUGUGUGGCUAUGUAAGACAUUAUGAACAAUGUAGUCCAUGGGGUGAUGGUAUAUCAAGUCAAGAGGAUUUAUUAGAAAACCGUAUCCUAAGAGUGAUGAUCUGGGUAGUUGCUGUUCUCGCAUGUUUUGGAAACUCAGCUGUAAUUCUUGGGCGGUUCCUUAUUCGCGAAGACAACCAAAUUCAUUCGUUUUUCAUCAAAAAUCUCUCAUUAGCUGAUUUGAUAAUGGGAAUAUAUUUGAUGAUUAUAGCAUCACAAGAUUUAAACUAUCGUGGUGUAUAUUUAGUGUAUGAUAUAGAAUGGAGAAACAGUUGGGCCUGUGAUCUUAGUGGUAUAUUGACUACUCUUAGUUCCGAAGUUUCUGUCCUUACUUUAACAUUAAUAACAUUUGAUAGAUAUAUGUGUAUAACCUAUCCAUUAUCAUUACGAAAACGUAAUAUUCGCCUUGCCUGUACUAUUAUUAUUGUGAUAUGGACUAUUAGUGUGUUGUUGUCGGUUUUACCAACUCUGGGACUGUCGUAUUUCGGUUCAUAUUUUUACCGAAAUAACGCUGUGUGUGUUCCUCUAUUAUUACACGAACCUUGGAGUAAUGGCUGGGAAUAUUCAGUCUUUAUGUUUGUUGGAUUAAACCUGGUAUCUUUCGCUUUUAUAAGUUAUGCUUAUUGUUCAAUGUUCUUCUCUAUCAGACAGUCUAGAAUGGUGCUGAGAAGUACCCAUGUUGAUCACGAGCGAUCAUUAAUGAAGAGAUUUUCACUAAUAGUUAUUACAGACUUCAUUUGUUGGAUGCCUAUAAUCUGUCUCAAAUUAGCAGCUUUAGGAGGACUGGAUAUUCGAGGCAAUUUAUAUAGCUGGAUUGUGAUUUUUAUAUUACCAGUCAAUAGUGCAUUAAACCCAUUGUUAUAUACAUUAACCACUAAAGUGUUCAAACAAACAUUUUGGAACCGUUUGUACAAUAUCAUUUGCCGCAGAAACGUU